Messenger RNA from Henningerozyma blattae CBS 6284, 1068 nucleotides. Its product is annotated as opsin family protein. Gene Ontology annotation, cellular component: endoplasmic reticulum; plasma membrane. The transcript has a single exon. The coding region runs from base 1 to 1068 and encodes 355 amino acids. Lineage: Eukaryota; Fungi; Ascomycota; Saccharomycetes; Saccharomycetales; Saccharomycetaceae. The record is from RefSeq and is a predicted model, not a curated record.
AUGUCAGCAAAUGGUGAAUUUGUCGAGCUACUCAAGAGGGGUAAUAGAGCUGUUCAUGUAAAUCCUCCUCAUGGUUUGGAUAUUCAUCUAACAGAAUCAGGUUCAGAUUGGUUAUGGUCUGUCUACUCAGUCUUUGGUGUAUUGUCUAUCAUGUAUGCCUGCUUUUUCUUUUACCAAGAAAUGAAAGGUGGUAGUCAGUUAAUUAGAUAUACAAUGGCUGGUCCAUUUUUGAUUUCUAUUUUCGAAUUUUUCCAAUACUACACAUAUGCUUCCAAUUUGGGUUGGACAAACAUUCAAGCUGAAUUUAGAGGUGAAGAUGUAUCGCAUCCCGUUACCGACCUAUACCCUAACGUUAGACAAAUCUUUUAUGCUAAAUAUGUCGCUUGGUUCUUAUGCUGGCCCAUUCAAUUGUUCUUAUUAGAAUUAGCAGGUAUUACUAUCAACCAUUCUGGUGAAGUUUUCUCCACUUGGGAAUUGAUCCAUUCUCUAUUGGUUCAAAUGAUUGGGUAUGAAUAUUGGGUCAUCUCUUUGCUAGUUGGUGCCUUGAUCCAUUCUACUUAUAAAUGGGGUUACUGGGUCAUGGGUAUCUUUGUUUCAUUUUGUGUUUUAGGUGUCCAAUUUAAGAGACAAAUAUUUGAUUUGAAAAUCAGAGGUGUAUCGUUAAUUGUUUACUUGUUGUCUAUCAUUUGUACUUUAUUAUACAAUGUCUGUUGGGGUUUGUCAGAUGGUGGUAAUGCCAUCUCUCCAAAUGGUGAGGCUGUUUUCUACGGUAUUUUAGAUUACUGUAUUUUUGCCAUUUGGACAGGAUAUUUGUGCUUUAUCAUUUGUAAUUAUGGUGAAUGGCCUGAAAUUGAAGUUCAAAACGGUAUGAUGCCUAAUCAAAUGCAAGAAAAGAAUUUACCAGAGUCUCCAAGAGCUUCUGGUGAGACUGCUUACGAUACAGAUAUUGAAAAUACAGAUAUUGAAAAUACAGAUAUUGAAAAUACAGAUAAUGAUGCGGUACAACGUGAACCGGAAGAUGAAGACGAAGAUAUGGAGCAACCAGAAGAUAUUUCUCAAAGAGUAUAG